Messenger RNA from Colletotrichum destructivum, 3393 nucleotides. RefSeq names its product Putative aminotransferase, class-II, pyridoxal-phosphate binding, aminotransferase, class I/classII. Gene Ontology annotation, molecular function: pyridoxal phosphate binding; 5-aminolevulinate synthase activity. The transcript is spliced from 2 exons. Bases 1229 to 3136 code for a protein of 635 amino acids. Gene Ontology annotation, cellular component: mitochondrion. Gene Ontology annotation, biological process: heme biosynthetic process. The record is from RefSeq and is a predicted model, not a curated record. NCBI's taxonomy places the organism in Eukaryota, Fungi, Ascomycota, Sordariomycetes, Glomerellales, Glomerellaceae.
UCCUCGAUAUCCGGAAAGCCCCGGGGCAAAUAGCAAGUUCGUACGAUUUGCUUGGAUCCACCUCACUCCUGAGCAGCGGUGUUUCUACCUAGCGGGGAAACUAUGGGGUUUGAAAAGAGGCCUUUGUGGGCGUUUGAGAAGGACGCCGGAUCUAAGGAUACCUAGCUAGGUGACCAGCAAUAACAGCAAACACCGAGAAAAGAGCAGGGAACCCUUCUCCCACCUCCCAGCGUCAUGCUGCUAUUCACAAGCGGCUAUCAAAUCCAACCCAGCUUUCCUAACCCUAACUUUAAUUCCAUCCUGAGCCCCUAAUGAUAGCAGCUCCUUUCUACAUGUUUUCUUACAUCUUCAUGUACCUGCAUGAAACAGCGGAAUACUGAGGAGGCGGGAGAAAGGCAGUGGCGCUAGAGCGUACGAGAGAGAAAAAGAAGAAGAAAAAAUGAGGAAAAAAGACACAGAGUCAGCGGAAGGGAUUUGUGUCGGUCUUUUCCUCAGGGGAUUCAAAGGUGCAUUUUCAAUAUGGACCAAUCAAAAAACUGACGAAUCGGCACAGGAUUGCCUCUGGACGGGUUGUGAUUGGAUAGGUAGACACAACGUACCCGUUUUUAACGGGACCAGGGGUUCCACAGCCAACGCCGUACGACCCCCCCUGAAAUGACACCCCUACUCACCACCCACCGCCCAGAACUCGUUGGAACUCGGGGUUCCCAAGGCCGCCGCCCACCACUCUGCAUGCUGCAUCUGCGCCGGCCGCCCCGCCAUCGCAGACGCGACCCCAGUUCGACUCGGCCCAGGCGCACGUACUUCGUACACGGUACUAGGUACACCUACCUACCCUGGGCCUAGUUUGGUGUCAUGGCGACUCCCGAGUCUUCACCGGAGUCACACUAAAAAGUAGAGGACAGUCCGGGAAUCUGCUCUGGUUUCUUGUCCUCCGACGUUUCUCCUUCACAUCCUCACCUACCGCCAAACUUCCACCCUUCCUUCUCUCUCCUGUAACCUGUAACCUGCAGAACCUUUCGUCCGUCGAUCCAGGUCGACCGCUCUCUCCGUCAAUUGACCUUUGUCCCAUGCCCCGCGCUGACGUUUUUCGCCGUCAACGCUGACUUCGCAACUCCACGUUACGCUUGAAUCGCCACACCAAACCCGCCCACAACACUGAGUUGCACCGCCUCUUCCGAACGCCUCUCAACUCGAAAGUCGCUCGAAAUCUUGCCCGCUCGUCACCAUGGAGGCUGCCCUGCGUCAAUCCAAGGCCAUGUGCCCCUUCUUGAAGUCGGCCUCGCCCGCCAAGCUCCGCGCGCUGUCCACCUCGGCUCGUCCGCAUGCCAUUCAGGCGGCGCCCCAGACGGCUGUCUCUCCUUGCGGUGGCACCAUGUCCAAGUUGCAGCUGCUCGCCCAUCGCUGCCCCGUCAUGGGCAAGGCUCUGACUGUGCAGUCGGCCCAGUACGGCCACGGCCGCCCGGCGGCCAAGGUUGGAAACUCGUCUGUCGCCGGCAUUCGCGCGCUGAGCACCAACUCCAAGCCCGGCCGCGCCAACAUCCACACGAGCCGCAGCAACGAUGCUCGGGCUGUUGAUGCCCCCUUCGUCAACGGACGGGAUGGUGUCCAAAUCCCUCCCACUAUGCCGGCCGCUCGCCAGAACGCCGCUCCCGGCGUGGGCAUGAGCAAUUCCGACGCUUCCAAGGCCAAGUUCAACUACGAGGCCUACUACUCCGCGGAGCUGGAAAAAAAGCACAAAGACAAGUCGUACCGCUACUUCAACAACAUCAACCGUCUUGCCAAGGAAUUCCCCCGCGCCCAUAUGGCUGAGAAGGGAGAGAAGGUGACUGUCUGGUGCGCCAACGACUACCUUGGAAUGGGCCGCAAUCAGAAGGUUCUGAAGACGAUGCAUGAGACCCUGGACGAGUAUGGCGCUGGCGCUGGCGGUACGAGGAACAUUUCUGGCCACAACAAGCAUGCCGUUGAGUUGGAGGGAACCAUUGCCAAACUCCACGCCAAGGACGCCGCUCUCGUCUUCAGCUCCUGCUACGUUGCAAACGACGCCACUCUGGCAACACUUGGUAGCAAGAUGCCCGAGUGCGUGAUUCUGUCUGACAGCCUGAACCAUGCGUCCAUGAUCCAGGGCAUCCGUCACUCUGGUACGAAGAAGAUUGUGUUCAAGCACAACGAUGUUGCGGAUCUCGAGGCGAAGCUGGCGUCACUGCCCCUUCAUGUCCCCAAGAUCAUUGCCUUCGAGUCGGUGUACAGCAUGUGUGGCUCCAUUGGCCCCAUCGAGGCCAUUUGCGAUUUGGCGGAGAAGUACGGCGCAAUCACCUUCCUUGACGAAGUCCAUGCUGUCGGCAUGUACGGCCCGCACGGCGCCGGUGUCGCGGAGCAUCUGGAUUUUGAAGCGCACCAGCAGGGCCGCCCGAAGGGCAGCAUCAUGGAUCGCAUCGACAUCAUCACCGGCACCCUUGGCAAGGCUUACGGAUGUGUUGGCGGCUACAUUGCCGGCAGUGCCAAGUUCAUUGACAUGAUUCGCUCCCUCGCCCCCGGCUUCAUCUUCACCACUUCUCUGCCGCCUGCGACCAUGGCUGGCGCAAAGGCGGCCAUCGAGUACCAGAUGGAGUACGACGGUGACCGUCGUCUCCAACAGCUCCACACUCGCGCGGUGAAGGAGGCCCUGAACGACCGCGACAUCCCCGUCAUCCCCAAUCCUUCCCACAUCAUCCCCAUCCUGGUUGGCAAUGCCGAGCUUGCCAAGCAGGCGUCUGAUAUGUUGCUUCAGGAUUACCAAAUCUACGUGCAGUCUAUCAACUACCCCACUGUCCCCGUCGGGCAGGAGAGACUGCGGGUCACGCCUACCCCCGGUCAUAAGAAGGAGUACCGCGACCAGCUUGUCGAGGCACUCGACGAGAUCUGGACUAAGCUUGGCAUCAAGCGCACCUCGGAGUGGGCUGCUGAGGGCGGCUUCAUCGGCGUCGGAGAGGCUGACGCCGCUCUCGAGGAGCCCCUGUGGACCGACAACCAGCUUGGCAUUGAGCAGGCUGCGAAGGAGAUCAAGGCCGCGGGCAACAUCAGCAAUGGCUUCGUCGAGGCGCUGCUGGAGCGUGAGGCCAAGGCGGCUGGCCAGGCCGUGAGCUCCGCUAUCUGAUUCCGUUCUACUGCUGGUCAAUCUUUGACAUGGCACGUCUUUGAUCGUUGAUAUCUCGGGAGGGGAGCUCAGCGGACCGUAACCACGUUCUUUGGACCGAUCAACGUUGAUUUGAUUUUAACUCGCGCCCGUGGCCUAUUGUUCUCUUUCGAUUUGAGACUUGCGAAACUACAUGGUAGCUAGCUGGUCUCAGUGUUGGUCGCAACACCAAUAGUUUAACAAUGUGAACUGUCAUCUACUGGCAAAUUAUUUCACCA